AUGGCGGACUCUGAAUUGCCCCACCGGCCCAAGCCCGAGGAAACGAAAGACGCCGCACCCGCGGAGGGCGGAGACAGCAAGAGCGCAAGCAAGAAUGCGCUGAAGAAGGCGGCCAAGGAUAAGGCCAAAGCAGAGAAGGCGGCGGCGCGGGCGGCACAGGAAAAGGCCCAGGCCGCCGCACAGGAUGCCAAUGACACGGCCAAGGAUCUGUACGGUCCAAUCCCCGAAUCCGAGGACGUUAUUGCCUCGACGCAUUUCAAAGAGCUGUCGGACAACCACUACGAGAAGGAGGUGACAGUUGUCGCCCGUGUGGACAAUGCGCGCGUGCAGAGCGCCAAGCUGGCGUUCUUGAUGCUGCGCCAGCAGGGACAAAAGGUGCAGGCGGUCAUUGCGGCUGCUGAGCCCAUCUCGCGACAGAUGAUCAAGUAUACUGGUGGGCUCAACGUCAACUCCAUCAUCCAAGUCACCGGUAUCGUCAAGAAGCCCGAAAUCCCCAUCUCGUCUGCGACACUCAGCCACCUCGAAAUCCACAUCCGCAAGGUGUAUAUGAUCUCCGAGGCUGCCCAGCAGCUGCCCAUGCAGGUCAAGGAUGCCGAGCGUCCGCCUCCCGAGACCACGGAGGAGGGUCCUCAGGUCGACGCCGAGGGUGCGCCCAUCGUCACGCUGAAGACUCGUCUCGACAAUCGGGUCCUCGAUCUGCAGACGGAGACCAGCCAGGCUAUCACGUGGAUCUCCAGCGGUGUCUCGGAGCUGUUUGCCGAAUACAUGCUGAAGAGUGGCUCGCGGUGGAUCUUCACUCCCAAGCUGGUGGGCGCAGCCACCGAAGGCGGCAGCAACGUCUUCGAGGUCAAGUACUUCAAGCGCAACGCCUUCUUGGCCCAGAGCCCGCAGCUCUACAAGCAGAUGUGUAUCGCUGGUGAUAUGGACAACGUGUUCGAGAUUGCACCCGUGUUCCGCGCCGAGGACAGCAACACCCACCGCCACUUGACCGAGUUCGCCGGUCUCGAUUUCGAAAAGACCUUCCGCAGCCACUACCACGAGGUGCUGGAGUUCGCCGAGGACCUUUUGGUAUUCAUCCUGUCGCAGCUCAAGGAGCGAUACGCCCCGCAGAUCGCCACGAUCCAGAAAUCCUACCCCAAGGCCGGCGACUUCAAGCUGCCCAAGGACGGCAAAGCCCUGCGCCUGAACUACAUGGACGGAGUGGCGCUGCUGAAGGAGGCGGGCGUGGAUGUGUCGGAGCAGGAGCGAUUCGAGAACGACUUCUCGACGGCGAUGGAGAAGCAGCUGGGCCAGAUCAUCCGCGACAAGUACGACACCGACUUCUACGUACUGGACAAGUUCCCCAUGGCGGUGCGCCCCUUCUACACCAAGGCGGACCCCAAGGACCCGCGAUUCUCCAACUCGUAUGACUUCUUCAUGCGCGGCGAGGAGAUUAUGUCGGGUGCCCAGCGUAUCCACGACAUCGCUGAGCUGCAGGCCUCGAUGCGGACUAAGGGCCUGAACCCGGACCAGGAAGGCUUCGAAGACUACCUGAACGCUUUCCGUCAGGGCUGUCCGCCGCAUGCCGGUGGUGGCUUGGGCUUGAACCGUAUCGUCAUGUUCUUCCUGGGUCUGCCCAAUGUGCGUUUGACGUCGCUCUUCCCCCGAGACCCACAGCGGCUGCGUCCGUGA
This is a messenger RNA of Penicillium alfredii, 1671 nucleotides long. RefSeq names its product putative aspartyl-tRNA synthetase Dps1 (gene dps1). Gene Ontology annotation, molecular function: ATP binding; RNA binding; aspartate-tRNA ligase activity. The record is from RefSeq and is a predicted model, not a curated record. NCBI's taxonomy places the organism in Eukaryota, Fungi, Ascomycota, Eurotiomycetes, Eurotiales, Aspergillaceae. Gene Ontology annotation, cellular component: cytoplasm; cytosol; aminoacyl-tRNA synthetase multienzyme complex. The coding region runs from base 1 to 1671 and encodes 556 amino acids. Gene Ontology annotation, biological process: aspartyl-tRNA aminoacylation. The transcript is spliced from 2 exons.